AUGUCCGCCUCGCUCAACGUCAUCGCCCUCAUCUCAGGCGGCAAGGACUCGCUGUUCAGCAUCCUGCACUGCCUCGACAACGGGCACAAGGUCGUGGCGCUCGCCAACCUCUACCCGGGAGCGAGAUCAUCUAUGACCCAUGGACAAGGAGGAGAUGACGCCUCAUCAUCCUCCUCCCCCACCACCGGCCUUCGCCGAGAGGACGAAUCUGAUGAACCUGAGGGAGAGGAUCUGAACAGCUUCAUGUACCAGACGGUCGGGCACUCGGUUAUCCCCCUCUACGCAGAGUGUCUCGGCAUUCCGCUGUACCGGCGAGAAAUCACAGGCUCGGCGGUGCAGAUGGGCCGCUACUAUGAUGCCAGCGUGCUGGAUUCGUCGCUGCUCGAUGAGACAGAAGACUUGGUGCCCCUGUUGAGGGAAGCCAUGCAGGCUCAUCCCGAAGCCAACGCUCUCUGCUCCGGCGCCAUCCUCUCGACCUAUCAACGCACCAGGGUCGAGUCUGUGGCGGUGCGGCUCGGCUUGACGCCGCUGGCAUACCUCUGGCAAUAUCCUGCUCUUCCUCCCCCCAGGGGACGGGGCGAGUCCCUGACCGGAUUACUGGAUGACAUGAGCGUGGCGGGCUGUGAUGCCCGAAUCAUCAAGAUUGCCAGCGGCGGGAUCAAGGAGAGUCUGCUGUGGGCCAACGUGGCAGACCCCCGAACCCAGCAGAGGCUCGUGAACGGUCUGCGCCCUUUCUUUCCCGACCACGAGUUUUGGCUCCGCGGAGCCGUUCUGGGAGAAGGUGGAGAGUACGAGACGCUGGCUGUCAACGGGCCGAGAAGGCUGUGGAAGAGAAGAAUCGUCAUCGCACCGGAAAAUCAAUCUACAUUUACUGGGGAAGGCGGCGUGAGCUAUCUCCGGCUGGCGAGACCCGGAACCGAGUCCAACCAUGAAGACGCUUCUGAGGCUCGCGAUGAAUGUCUUCGACUUCCUCAGGCGUUUGAUCCUCAAUUUCAGACUGUUCUGAAUAUGGUCGAAACUCAAGAGACGCUGAAUGCUGGCAGACACGCGGACAGGCUCGACGAAAAAGAUCCCAGGUGGCCACAGCAUGGUUUGAACUACUCCUUACGACCUGCCGACUGUCUGGCUUCGGGGCAUCUGUCGAUAUGUAACAUCACAUGGUGCGACCCGAGCGGUGAUGGACGUCCAAACAACGCUGCCGGUCAAAUGCAAGGCAUAUGUGAUCAAUUGAAGUCCUUCCUCGAGUCCAAGUCAAGCUUUCUCAAUCUGCCGACUGGGCUAACGCCUUCCAAUAUUGUCUCUACAACCUUGUUAUUAAAAAACAUGUCGAACUUCGGGGCGGUCAAUCCGAUAUAUGCCUCGCUUUUCCGCGCGGGUGAACCUAAUCCUCCGGCACGCGUUACAGUGGCAUGCUCGCUACCAGAGCAUAUUGAAGUGAGCUUGAGUGUAUUACUCGACUUGGGGCCUCGUGAGCUACGACGCGGGCUGCACGUGCAGAGUCGCAGCUACUGGGCGCCAGCGAAUAUCGGACCAUACAGUCAAGCCAUCUGUGUGCCAGUGAACAAACAAAGUGAAUCGCGGGUCAACGUCCAUGAUACAGGAUUGGUGGAGGUGGUUCACAUGGCUGGACAAAUCCCUCUCGUUCCGCACACGAUGGAGCUUUCGCACGCUGGAUUUCCCGAGCAGGCAGUGCUGAGCCUGCAGCAUAUGUGGCGCGUUGGACAAGAGCGAGGUGUCGACAUGUGGCCCUGGGGAAUAGCAUUCUUGGAAAGCUGCACGGAUACUCCUGCCCGGACAAAGUAUUCGUGCAGAAUAUGGCGACAGACUCACCUGACUGGGACUAGACUGACAAAGGUUGUUGCCGACGAGGAAGGUGACGAGGAGGACGGAGGGCUGGAUGCGUGGGACUUGCAACAUAACCGCGCUGCGACGUACCAGGCAGCCACUGCCCAGGUGACUGUGGGCCAACAUCUUCAUCUGCUCCCACACCCGGGUGUGUUGCUAGACGAUAGCACCUCAUUUACGUUUCUUCCGCCCUUUAUCGCCGCAGAGGUUGUCUCCCUGCCUCGAAAUGCACCGGUUGAAUGGUGGAGCAUGGGAAUCACGAAUUUACCCCGAAGGCCAGCAUCAAGGCCGCGAGUCUCGGUGGUUCGCAGAGAACAUGCCUGGGUGUCUCUCAUCAAACUCACGGUCCUUCCGCCACAUGGGAAAGCAGGCACAAACAUUCACUUAGUCACGGUGCUGGUUCGUCGAGGUGCAGGGUCUGGGCUCAGUGCUGUGGAUAGCGUACGCGUGGAGACCGAGGUCCUCGACCUGAUUCAGGCGGACAAUGGUCAUGAAAUGGCGGCAGCAGCAGAAGUGGUGCACGGCACCGCCUUCGUCGCGCUGCAAGAUCAGGAAGGGUGGGCUCGAAUAAGUGAAGGGCGCCUCUUCAAGGACUUGGCAGUCAUCCCGUGCAACUCCUUGUUUGGAAGCUCUGGGAUUGCUCCCUAUGCCGGCCCUGGGAAUGGUGAUGAGUCGCUGUUGCUUGACGAAGACAUCGAAGGAACAGCGGCAUCCUGUUCUCCACUUGCUGUCGCAAUGGUCAUGCGCAUCGACCAGAACUCGAGGUAG
Fonsecaea erecta is the source of this 2613-nucleotide messenger RNA. RefSeq lists its product as hypothetical. Bases 1 to 2613 code for a protein of 870 amino acids. The record is from RefSeq and is a predicted model, not a curated record. The transcript has a single exon. Gene Ontology annotation, molecular function: diphthine-ammonia ligase activity. Lineage: Eukaryota; Fungi; Ascomycota; Eurotiomycetes; Chaetothyriales; Herpotrichiellaceae. Gene Ontology annotation, biological process: protein histidyl modification to diphthamide.